CACUGCACUGUUCUUCCACGUACGGACAAACCUGUUCAGCUGUGGCCGUUGGAACCAACGUUCUCUCUCUAGGCUCUCUUAAUAAUCUCUCUCUCUCCCCCAAACCACGACCUAAACCGAACCUGAAACAGAAGGGGUGGAUUCGGUAGGGACGAGGUGGUGCCGCACCUGUCUCUGACCUAACCAAAACCAUGCAUGCGUCUUACCUCUCAUCCUCCCCUUCUUCAUCAUGAAUCCAUUGAUGGCGAGCGCCCUGAUCAGGAUCAGGUUUUGGAGAUAACCUCAUUUCAAGAGAUCAGGAGGGGAACGGACGUAUGGCGUCAACGGCGGCGGCGGCCGGCUCCGACUCCCGGCGGCUCUUGCCGGGCCAUCAGAUUUCCCAUCAGAUGGAUAGGAUUAACGGGAAUAGCCUGAAGUCUACCACUGCAGUAUCUCCAUUCUCUCUUGGAGCAGACGAAUUCGAGGAGGACACGCUUAUUGCCUCGCAAGCACCAUCACAGGGAAUUGGUGGCUUCGAAAGAAAUGCAGGCUCUGUGAGCUGGGGCAUUUUUCAUAGCCUGAAGAUCGUGCUGCUCAAGUCAAAGCUCAACGUGUUGAUACCGUGUGGUUUUUUGGCCAUCAUUGUCAACUACUUGACCGGAAAUCAUGGUUGGGUAUUUCCUCUGACCCUGCUGGGCAUUAUCCCUUUGGCCGAAAGAUUGGGUUUCUCCACCGAACAAUUAGCAUUCUUCACAGGCCCAACAGUUGGGGGCCUUCUGAAUGCUACAUUUGGCAAUGCAACGGAGUUGAUUAUAUCAAUCCAUGCACUAAGGAGCGGAAAGUUAAGGGUUGUUCAGCAAUCCUUGCUUGGGUCCAUCCUGUCAAACUUGCUUCUGGUUCUUGGUUGCGCAUUCUUCAGCGGAGGGAUCACUUGUGGAAAAACAGAGCAGAACUUCAACAAGUCAGGUGCAGUAGUGAGCUCUGGACUGCUUUUAAUGGCGGUAUUGGGGUUGCUUCCUCCUACUGUGCUACAUUACACCCAUUCAGAAGUUCACUCUGGAAAGUCAGGACUAGCAUUAUCAAGGUUCAGCAGCUGCAUUAUGCUUGUUGCUUAUGCUUGUUACAUUUACUUUGAAUUGUCAAGCAGUCGCCGUCGCGGGGAAUUUAGUGAAGUCAGAGUUGCGAAUUUAGGGGAUGCCAAUAAUGAUGAAAAUCCCGAGAUGUCAAAAUGGGAAGCCAUUGCCUGGCUUGCAAUUUUGACAGUUUGGAUCUCAGUACUCUCUGACUAUUUAGUUGAUGCAAUCGAUGGGGCUUCCCAGGCUUGGAAUAUACCAGUUGCAUUCAUCAGUGUUAUUUUGCUUCCAAUUGUGGGGAAUGCUGCAGAACAUGCAAGUGCUGUCAUGUUUGCAAUGAAAGACAAAUUAGAUCUCUCCCUUGGAGUUGCAAUAGGGUCAUCCACACAAAUGUCCAUGUUUGGGAUACCAUUUUGUGUAGUGAUAGGAUGGAUGAUGGGCCAGCCAAUGGACUUGAACUUUCAUCUCUUCGAGACCGCAAGCCUCUUAAUGACAGUACUGGUAGUCGCAUUUUUGUUGCAGGAUGGGACUUCGAAUUGCUUAAAAGGGUUGAUGUUGUUUCUUUGCUAUCUGAUAGUGGCUGCCAGUUUCUAUGUACAUUCUGAUCAGGAUCCUGCAGGUAAUAACCCUUCUCAAAACUAGGAGUACCUGGAAGAUCCCACAGAUUGUGAAGAAGAUUUCUACCAUGUGACAACAUUUGCAGUCAAGAAAGGAGCUAUUUAUGUACUUUUGACUGAUAUAGGUCUUUCAAGUGCAUCCAUUCUUGAAACCUUUUUUUUUCAAGGAGACACAUCCAGUUUUGUAUAUACGCAGAAUCCCCGUAAAAAUAUGGAGUUGUGUAGACAGAAGCUUUCUUGUUAUAAUAUCGAGAGAGAAUAGUAAAACAUCGAAACAAAUCUUUUAGUUUCAGUAUUAGCUCUGUUA
This is a messenger RNA of Lolium perenne, 1976 nucleotides long. NCBI's taxonomy places the organism in Eukaryota, Viridiplantae, Streptophyta, Magnoliopsida, Poales, Poaceae. The record is from RefSeq and is a predicted model, not a curated record.